CUCCCGGCGUGCAGCGCGCGGCCGCCCAUGGAGCCCAACGUGCACUUCUGGAUCACCCAACGCCAAUCUUUUAUUCAGAGAUUUCUUCAGUGGACAGAAUUAUUGGAUCCUACAAAUUUGGUCAUUUCAAUUGAAAAAAUAGAGAAAUCGAGGCAGUUAUUGUUAACAAAUGAAGAUGGGUCUAUUCAUGACUUGGAGGACCAUCGGAUUCGAGAAGCUUGGAAGAGAAGUCUCUCAACAGUGCACCCUGACAACAGCAAACUGAUCCCCGUUCCUUUUCGACCUGCAGGUAUUUUUGUCGCUGGUGUCAGUGAAAAACCUAAAGUCCAUGAUUUUACCUCAGCUGUCUUUCUACACCUACAGCACUGCGUUCAACGUCAUCAAUGGGAACGCAAGUCAGGCGAGUCUCAGGAGGCCCAGAGGGCUGCGACUUUCAUUAAUCGUCACCCAUAUGAGAGUAUAUUACUUGGAGCAGGAGUUAUUGCUUCUACAACCUUUUUUGGAUUAUUCUCUCGUUUAAUCCUAAUGAAGUAUCCACUGAAAAACAUUUUGCUAAGAGAAACCUUGCCUGUCAUCAUUCUCGCCAACAUCAGUGCAGUGAAUGUUGUCGCAUCCCGAAGUUUUGAGCCCAUGCGAGGGGUUGAGGUCAUGGACAAGCAUGGCAAUGUCAUAGGCUAUUCUAGAAGAGCUGGGACAAAGGCCGUUAAAGAGACAGCAACAUCCAGAGUCGUGCUGUUUGGGACCUCAGCUUUGAUUCCUGAAGUCUUCUCACACUUUUUUAAAAAGACCAAGUUUUUCAUGCGAUACCCACAGUCCUUGUGGACCUUAAAGCUGUCUUGUACUUUCUUGGCAAUGGGACUGAUGGCACCAGUGUCUUUUAGUAUGUUCCCGCAAAUUGAACGGAUACAGUGCAGUAAACUUGAACAGGAAAUUCAGUCUGCAACAGAAGAAACAGAACUCUUCUAUAACAGAGGGGUGUAGGGUAUUUUACAUAGUUAAUGGAUAAUCAUGGACAGAGAGCUGUGUAUCAGUCCUCAGCGAUAGCACUCUAAUACGCGGUCAG
This is a messenger RNA of Molossus molossus (Pallas's mastiff bat), 1063 nucleotides long. RefSeq names its product sideroflexin 4 (gene SFXN4). The record is from RefSeq and is a predicted model, not a curated record. Gene Ontology annotation, biological process: monoatomic ion transport; mitochondrial transmembrane transport. The transcript is spliced from 14 exons. Bases 28 to 981 code for a protein of 317 amino acids. Gene Ontology annotation, molecular function: monoatomic ion transmembrane transporter activity. Lineage: Eukaryota; Metazoa; Chordata; Mammalia; Chiroptera; Molossidae. Gene Ontology annotation, cellular component: mitochondrial inner membrane.